AUGUUCCACGGCUUCACCUACGAACACUAUAACCUCAGUGACUACAUUGAUAGCUUGUUCCAGGAAUUCCCAGCGAUGCAACUGGUCCUCUCAAUCGGCCUUGCGGAUGGAGUCGGCAACUUCGUAAUAUCAGACAUACGACUUGGGGACGCCGUCGUUGGAAUUCCCACUCGGAAGUCUGCAACCGCUUUCGGCACGUCUUUCGACGGGCUCGGCGGGGAAGGUCGUCUCGUAUGGGAGCAAGGACCUCCUGCAGCUCUAGCAGUAUCUGCGCUCAGCAAACUAGAGGCAAUGUUACCAUAUGAAGAUUCAGUUGAUGGCUGCUUCAGUGUGCCUUCGCUGCUUCACCCUCGAACUUUCUCACGGCCUCACCGAGACCUCGACAAACUUUUCCUUCCCACAUAUUUACAUGAGCAUGCGAGAAGUGACUGUUCUGUAUGUGAGGACUCGUACCUAAUAAGAAGGUCGCCAAGGGAAACAGGCAACAUUGUUGUUCACCAAGGCUCGAUUGCUUGCACGGCUCCCCCUCAUGCGUCCGAGUACGAACGCUGUGCCAACUACCUGGGUGAACUUGGCUGUCUUUGCGUUGAUCAACAGCAGACCACUCCCUUUGGAGACUUUCCCUGUCUUCUGGUCCGAGGCAUUGCCUCCUACUUCGAUACGCACCCGACCCCUCAAUGGAGAAAUUACGCAGCCGCGGCGGCCGCCACUGUUGCGAGGAGGGUUCUGGCAGAGAUCCCCCCGGGGGAAGAUCCUGCCGAUUAUGGGGCUGGAUAUCUGACACAAGACUAUUUAAGUGUCUUUAAUAGCUCCCGUUGA
Exophiala aquamarina CBS 119918 is the source of this 819-nucleotide messenger RNA. RefSeq lists its product as uncharacterized. NCBI's taxonomy places the organism in Eukaryota, Fungi, Ascomycota, Eurotiomycetes, Chaetothyriales, Herpotrichiellaceae. The transcript has a single exon. Gene Ontology annotation, molecular function: catalytic activity. The record is from RefSeq and is a predicted model, not a curated record. Bases 1 to 819 code for a protein of 272 amino acids. Gene Ontology annotation, biological process: nucleoside metabolic process.